This is a messenger RNA of Nerophis lumbriciformis (worm pipefish), 2393 nucleotides long. RefSeq lists its product as uncharacterized. Gene Ontology annotation, biological process: regulation of gene expression. NCBI's taxonomy places the organism in Eukaryota, Metazoa, Chordata, Actinopteri, Syngnathiformes, Syngnathidae. The record is from RefSeq and is a predicted model, not a curated record. Gene Ontology annotation, cellular component: nucleus.
GAAAAUAAGACAAGAAGACUGCGAGACUGUACUGCUAAGUCCGUGUUUUUUGUUCCCAUUGCUGCUCCUACGUAACAUUAUUGGUGUACAUAUUUGUAACACGUAACGAAUCAAACAUCGUUACUUCCUCGCCUCGAUGCAUGUGGACGCUCGUCGUGCUAGCUUAGCGUGCUAGCUGCUGACAAAGAAGGGCGGAAGUAGCAGAGAUGAUAGCAGAAUACGAGGAGCAACUUGGUGGAACAAAAGCAAAGAAGGAGCAACAAAGUCAACAACUAGACGUUGCUUGCAAUAAGCAUGCAAAGAAGAAGCAACAAAGUCAACAACUGGACGUUGCUUGCAAUAAACAUGCAAAGAAGAAGCAACAAAGUCAACAACUGGACGUUGCUUGCAAUAAACAUGCAAAGAAGGAGCAACAAAGUCAACAACUGGACGCUGCUUGCAACAAACAUGCAAAGAAGGAGCAACAAAGUCAACAACUGGACGCUGCUUGCAACAAACAUCCACUUGGAGAAGAAGUUCUUUCCCCUGAGUGGACCGCCAGGGUGGAGCAGGAGGAGCCACAGCCCCCCCACAUUAAGGCUGAAGCGGAGGAGCACCGCAUUAGCCAGGAAGAGGAGGCCACUUUUCCUCUGACUCGUGUCAUUGUGAAGAGUGAAGACGAAGACCAAGGAGACCACAGUGGGGCGGGACCACCAGCAGAGAUCCUCCUGGCUCCGGUAUCAGAUCAUGACGACGCGACAUCGCCCGACUCUGAUGGCGAAGACUCGAAGGCGGAUAAGACUUGUCACUCUGACGACACAAACACACACUUUAAAUGCUCUCGCUGUGACAAAGCUUUCAGCAACAAGGCAAAUUUAAGACGACACACAAUGAUUCACACGGGAGAGAAACCCUUCAUGUGCUCAGUGUGCGGCCAAAGGUUCUCCCAGAAGACCACCAUGAUCACGCACACCAGAACGCACACGGGGGAGAAACCCUUUUCUUGCUCGGCGUGCGACAAGAGCUUCGGCGACUACUCGACGCUGACUAAACACCAGCGGACGCACACGGGCGACAAGCCUUUCUCCUGCUCCUUCUGCGGCAAAAGCUUCUCCCAGAAGGCCACCAUGAGAACGCACACCAGGACGCACACGGGGGAGAAGGCGCACUCCUGCUCGGUGUGCGGAGCCAGCUUCAACGUGCGCUCCACGCUGGUGCAGCACAUGAGGAGGCACACGGGCGAGAAACCCUUCUCCUGCUCGGUGUGCGGCAAAAGCUUCGGUCACCCCGCGGCCAUGGCGAGGCACGCCAGGACGCACUCUGGCAGGGAAAGCUUGAGUUGCGGCGUCUGUGAGGAAAGAUUCUUUUAUAAGUAUCAGGUCAGCGACCACAAGUGUGCUGGCCAGAGCAGCAGCAAAUAAACAAAUCUGUCAGGACUUUGGACUUUCUUGCAAGAGCUGAUAAACUGGACGUGUGUGUGUGUGUGUGUGUGUGUGUGUCAGGUUCAAACACUGAUGACAUCUAUUAAACAAGACAAGAGGCAAAGAAUCAAACGGAGGCAGAAUUCAAUUUGGACUCAAUAUUGAGGAGAAAACCUCUUAUAGUGUCACCCACACUCUGCCAAAAGAUUGCACUCCUCCUCCUUUAUUUGACUUUCUCCCCCCACCACACAGCUGCUUUCAGAGGGAAGUGGGUCGUAAACAGCGCUGCCUUUGGUUACCGAAAAGUUCAAAAGAAGAGGUCGUAAAAUAGUUCAAAAAGUGUUCGUGAAAUACUUCAAAAAGAGUUUGUCUGGAAAUUGGGCAGAUCCUGCCAUCUGUCCGCUUUGAAGUCACAGCGGAGUUUUACGAGCCUUCCUCCUGGUAGGCCCCAAAGACAGCACCCGUCCCCCUGCCAGGAACUCAAUGUGAUACAAAAGCUUUUGUGAUAAUUUAGAAACAAUUAUUCUAACAGUGUGUGUGUGUUCUUGUGUUUCUACCCUUCUUGAGACACCAAGAAGGAAAAGUAGCUUCCAUAUGAGGAGGUGUGAACAAGUCAGGACAUAAAUCACGGUCCCAAUACGGAAAAAAACAUUGCAUCUAAUAGAGAGCCAAAUGCUAGAGUCCGUGAACAUUGCUCCAAAGUCAGGAUUUUUGUUGUUGAUUUAAUGUGCAUACAAAAGUAAACAUUGACAGGUGCAAAGGCAGCAGUAUAUGAUAAAACAAGACGGCAGCUAAAGAAGGAUUUCCCUAUUCACCCCCGAAAAAACACGGCUAGGUGAGCAGCUGAUUUUACGACUUCCGGUUCUGACGUAAGACAACCCUCGUCGCAUAUGUGUAAGAAAUUGAAAUGUGCUCCCUUUGGCCAAAGUUAAUUAAAACAAAAAAUAAAUAAAUAUGUAUAUACAGACAUACUGUAAUAACGAAGUAAAUAAU